AUGCCUUUGGAAGAUACAGCUUCAACUAUUAAUGUAAUAGACUAUAACUUUGGAUUGAGCCGACAAAAAACAUCUAAUAGGAAUAGUGGGGUCCCACUACAUUUUUUUCUACCAACUUCACCUGACUCUGCCCCUUUCCACUACAGACCAUCAUUUCAUUUCCCUGCUUCUAACCAUUCACUGAAUGUCAUCAGGCCUUUCACUCUGGCUCAUGGAACAACAACCCUUGGUUUCAUCUUCCAAGGUGGGGUCAUUGCAGCUGCAGACACACGAGCCAGUGCUGGGGGGCUUGUUGCGUGCCCGGCUGUUCACAAGAUUACCCCCAUUCACUCCCACUUGGUGGUCACCUCCUCUGGUAGUGGUGCAGACUGCAUGCUGUGGGAGCGAAUUCUGGCCAGAGAGAUCAGACUCUACCAACUUCGGCAUAGACAGCGUCUGUCAAUACGUGGCGCUGCCAAGCUCCUCUCAUUUAUGCUGCACCCCUUCAAAGGAACUGAUGUGUGUGUGGCUCUUACACUGUGUGGAUGGGAUAAAGAAGCAGGCAACACAGGCUGUGCAAAGAUAUCAGAAGAUUCAACCUUUAAGAUUAAUGAUAGCUCCUCAGCUCAUAGUAGCCAAGAUGUUAAUGUGAGGGCAUAUUCUGCAUCUCCUAACAGUGGCCCACAGCUGAUAUAUGUGUGCAGUGAUGGUACCCGACUGCAAGGAGAUGUCUUUUCUGUGGGCUCAGGUUCUCCCUAUGCUUAUGGAGUCCUGGACAGAGGUUUGAGAUGGAGCCUGAGUAGAGAUGAGGCCAUCUCCUUGGCAAGAGAAGCUGUGUUCAGAGCCACUCACAGAGAUGCCUAUUCAGGAAACAAUGUGGACCUCUUUCACAUCACAGCCCAGGGCUGGAAACAAAGACAGAGAGAAGACCUAAAAGAAGAAUUUUACAGAGACAUGGAGAAGAGGGCAAAGAUUGUGGAUAAAAGAAAAAGAGUGACAGAACUGGAUUCUUAUGGAUGAAGAAUAUUUUUGUGUGUGA
Messenger RNA from Monopterus albus (swamp eel), 1018 nucleotides. RefSeq names its product proteasome 20S subunit beta 11a (gene psmb11a). NCBI's taxonomy places the organism in Eukaryota, Metazoa, Chordata, Actinopteri, Synbranchiformes, Synbranchidae. Bases 1 to 999 code for a protein of 332 amino acids. Gene Ontology annotation, cellular component: cytoplasm; proteasome core complex. The transcript has a single exon. The record is from RefSeq and is a predicted model, not a curated record.